GCAAGAAUUAUUAAUCAUAAUGUCGUAUAUUGGUUCACCGGGCUCGGGAAUGUACAACCAGGAUGAUUACGACUUUGACGAAGAUCGCUACGAUGACGAGGAACACGAAAACGACGAGCCAGACGAAACAGACGAAGAUACGGAGGAUGCAUCCGAAACAGAUACAGGCCGACCAGAGGAACACAUGGAAAUAAAAGAACAAGUCUACCAGGAUAGUUUGGCUACACUAAAAAAGAAACUGCAACAGUUGAAAGAUGGCACACAUCAUGAUUACAAUCGCAAAGUAAGAAAAUUAGAGGCAAUUUACAAUGAGGGUAUUCGUCUGAAUGCAAUCUACAAGGAGUACAUGAUUGAAUGUGUGGAAGCUGAAUAUUGCAAAGAAAAAAAGGCGGCAGCUAAGGAAUUUGAAGAGAAAAAGGUGGCGCUCAAGGAGAAUCUCAUUGCAGACUUUGAAGACAAAAAGAAAACAAUUGAAGCAGAAAGACACACAAUGGAAUUAUCCGGAGAUUCCAUGGAAGUGAAGCCAGCGCUUACAAGGAAACUACGUCGUCGACCCAAUGACCCGAUUCCUGUACCGGAAAAAAGACGCAAACCGCCAAUAUCACAGAUUAGUUACAUCCUCGACGACAAGGAGGUGGAAAAUGAUUUGAAAAGGAUUUCGGUGCCGUUUAGGAAAACGUCCGAAGGUAGCAACACCGGUUUGCAUGGAAUUUCAGCUAUGAAUGACAUUGCUCUAGUGGAAACUAAAGUAGAAGAUGGCAAGUUGUUAUAUGAAAGAAGGUGGUUCCACCGCGGACAGGGCGUGUACGUCGAGGGUAGGGACAUGCCCAAGUUUCCAGGGACGAUUUCCGCAAUUGCAAAUGAAGCAAUUUAUGUCAAAAAGAAUGACAACACUAAGCAGAAGAUCCUGAUUCAAAGCCUUGCCAAAGGCAAAGUAUCGAUAAAGCGCCGCGCUCAAUAAGUUAAGUUGUAAUUUAAUAAAAUAUAAGUACAUAA
Dalotia coriaria is the source of this 996-nucleotide messenger RNA. Its product is annotated as sin3 histone deacetylase corepressor complex component SDS3. Gene Ontology annotation, cellular component: Sin3-type complex. The transcript has 3 exons. The record is from RefSeq and is a predicted model, not a curated record. Gene Ontology annotation, biological process: negative regulation of transcription by RNA polymerase II. Gene Ontology annotation, molecular function: histone deacetylase binding. NCBI's taxonomy places the organism in Eukaryota, Metazoa, Arthropoda, Insecta, Coleoptera, Staphylinidae. The coding region runs from base 20 to 961 and encodes 313 amino acids.